This is a messenger RNA of Trichoderma atroviride IMI 206040, 2511 nucleotides long. RefSeq lists its product as uncharacterized. NCBI's taxonomy places the organism in Eukaryota, Fungi, Ascomycota, Sordariomycetes, Hypocreales, Hypocreaceae. The record is from RefSeq and is a predicted model, not a curated record.
AUGACUGCAACGCAAACUCAAGUUGAGGAGCUGCCGUGGUUCCUGAAGACUUCAUAUACCGUCCUCUUCCCUUCACAUGAAGCCCUGUUCACGUCGCAUGCGGAAUAUGACAGCUUCCUCGUCAAUGAGCUGCGGGGCUUGCACAGAGUCGUGUCGCUAGAGUCUCUGGAAGACCCCAUGGACGGCGUCACGCUCACUGCUGAAGAGAAGCAAUCAAUACGAAAGGACUGGAAGAAUGGCGACGAAAAGUACUUCAACCUCAUGUUGACGGAGAAUUCGGACGUUGCCUUUCGGUCUACCAAAAGCCCCGUGGUCGACCUCUUUUACGAGCUGGAGGAUGUCGUUUCCGGCCCGCGCUUGAAGGAGCUCCUCGAUGCCGCUUGGGCUGAACAGCCGCUGGCCACCUUGAAGAUCAUCUUUAAUGCACGAUCUAUACACUUGGGCAAGAGCUCCAAGCACGUCUUCUACCGCGCCGCUGGGUGGUUGGCGGAACAUCAUCCCCUUACGCUGGUCGGCAAUCUACGGUGGCUGAGCCGGCCGGUUAUUGAGAAGAAGGUGAGAAAGGAGGGCGAGAAGGAUGCUGACGAAGAGUUCGUCAAGGUGGAGAAGCGAGAUGGGGUUGAGAAUGCUGUGGAUCGAUUUGAUGUUCGAUAUGGAGUUUCGCAUGGUUAUUGGAAGGAUUUGCUGAAUAUUCUUGCCUUGGCAGCGGAGAAGAAGUUGAAGGUGCUUGAGAAUCCGAAAGACGUACUGAAUGUGGAAGAUGUGGCUAUCAAGUCAAAGACUAUCAGCCGGCGACGGCAGAAACAGAAUGCAACAGGCAGUGGACGGACGCGAAAGCGAAUCGUCAAGACAAACAAGGGAAAAGUCGAAAAGAAGGAACAGGAGCUUGCGGAGAUUGAGCAUGCCCUAGAAGAAAAGACGGCACACAUUGGAAAUCCGAGCGUUGCCAGACAUGCGGCGAGAGACUCUCGACACGAGGCUCUCAAAGACCUCUUCGACGCCAACGCCUUUUACCGGACGCUGCAUAUCACAGUGGCUCGACUGUUUGCCGAGCAGCUCCAUGCCGACUUGGAAGCCCUUCGAAGCUCGGAUCCAAAGGCCAAGAGGGGCAUCUCGCUUUGUGCGAAAUGGGCUCCUUCGCAUGGCAACUUCCACGACCGGCAUACCUGCGUCAUUAGCUCCAUUGCUGAGAUCCUGUACCCGCGAGAGUCUCUCGGCAGCGCCGUCUCUGCCUCGACCAGCCGGGAAGUGUAUCUCCGCCAUGCCCGCGAGCAAUACCGCAAAGACGUGUCCGCCCUGCGAAAGCACCUCGAGGUUGUGGAGUUGGAUAUCGGCGCAAACACGUUUGACAAGAUCAAGUAUGAGCGCGUGCCGUCGAUUGCAAUGAAGAACUACACGAAUCUCUUUAUCAAGAAGGACCUGGACCACUUCCGCGGGUAUAUCAACAAGGUGGCUGAGGGCAAGGCCAGGAUUUCCGGUGCUGUGUUGAUGCCUUCUACGUUGGUCAAGGCUGCAUCUGGUCGCAUACCUUACGCCAACAGAGACCUGGAGGGGUUGACUGCGGACGAAGUGGUCGACCGCACUGUCAAAGAGAUUGAGGCAAAGGCCGUCAACGGCCAGUGGAAGGCUCUUGUCCAGCGGAUCAAGGAUUCCGGCACUCUGUCGUCUUGCAUCGCAGUGUGCGACGUCUCCGGAAGUAUGGAGAGUCCCAGAUUCAGGGACAAGACGACGCCCAUGGAUUCUGCGGUUGGACUGUCGCUGUUAGUCGCCGAGGUGACCGAGCCUCCAUUCGGCGGCAACUUCAUCUUAUUCCAUUCUCAUCCCAGAAUGAUAUCCAUUGACACGGCCCAGACGCUGUCUGAGAAAGUCGCCGCGAUUAAGCAAUCAGACUGGGGAGCCAACACAGACUUUGUCGCCGUCUUUGAAAAGCUGAUUCUCCCAACGGCCAUUGAGAAUAAUUUGAAGCAAGAAGACAUGGUGAAGCGCGUGUUUGUCUUUAGCGACAUGCAGUUUGACCAGGCGAAAGGGUAUCAACACACUUAUGAUCAGAAGCCCGAACCGUGGUCUGCGUCUUCUUACGAGAGGAUCAAGAAGAAGUACGAGGAGCACGGCUACGAGAUGCCCGAGCUGGUAUUUUGGAAUCUUGCGGGUGGAAGGGCGGGCUAUAGUGCCGGUGGCGGAGGCGAUGAGACGGCGCCGAAGCCUGUGCUUGCGGAAGAGAUGGGCACGGCGAUGGUGAGUGGCUAUUCGCAGGGCAUGCUGAAGGUGUUUAUGGACAAUGGGAUGUUUGACGAGGAGGAAGAGGAGGAAGAGGAGGAAGAGGAGGAAGAGGAGGAAGAGGAGGAAGAGGAGGAAGAGGAGGAAGAGGAUGAUUUUGAGAAGAUGGACGAGGAGGGUAAUGAAGAGAAGCCCGAAAAGGUGGCGAAGAAGAAGGAGAAGGUUAAUCCGUUGAUGUUGGUGAGGAAGGCAGUUUCGCAUAAGGGAUAUGCCAUGCUCGAGGUAUUAGAUUGA